CACCGUUUUCCUACCCGGCAAUCAUCAACCGAAAUCGUCGCUAGCUCCCGCUUCUACAACGCUGAACGAUAACCUCUACCUACCACCAGGGUAGGUACCACCCCCGCGAAACCCGCAACCGUUUGUCCAACCUGGAACCGACAACCCCCCCGGUCCCGCAUAUCCCACUGACCGACCGACCGACCGACCACGCACUGGGCAGACGCAACCUCUCCUUCUCAACAACAAUCACCCAUCUUGAAACCGUACCGAACGAAGCACGCAGUAUCCCAACCUACGUGCAAGAAAUUACCAUAUCGACCUUUUGACAACGAAAAACUCCCACGAGAACCACCCCCGAACAACCUACAACAUGGACCACGCGCACAUGGAUCACUCAAAGAUGGACCACUCCGCCAUGGACCACGGCGACAUGGGAGGUCACGGAAUGACAGGCGGCAUGGGCGACCGGUGCAGCAUGAAUAUGCUCUUCACCUGGGAAACCAAGAACCUCUGCAUCGUCUUCCGCCAGUGGCACGUCCGCUCCACCGGCGGCCUCGUCAUCUCGCUCCUCCUCGUCGUCGCACUCGCCGCAGGCUACGAAGCCCUCCGCGCCGCAUCCCGCCGUUACGAGAACUCUGUGAAUAAGCGCGUCGACUCGCUCCCGAGCGUCGCUGGAACCGUUACUGAGACAACCCCCUUCCUAUGGACAGGACGCGAACAGGCAGAGGCCAGCAGGAGCGCACACCUCGUCAAGGCCGCCCUCUACGCCGCGCAGAACUUUUACGCCUUUAUGCUCAUGCUCGUUUUCAUGACGUACAAUGGCUGGGUCAUGGUCGCCGUCGCCAUCGGCGCAUUCGUGGGAUACGCCGCCUUCGGAAGCUCAACUUCCUCGACCAAGGACAAUGCGUGCCAUUGAUAGCUGGCACCCCCCGCGUUCGCGCAAGGUCUCAAAUUAGGCCUCAACAACCAUAGACAU
This is a messenger RNA of Colletotrichum phormii, 958 nucleotides long. RefSeq names its product Ctr copper transporter family-domain-containing protein. The record is from RefSeq and is a predicted model, not a curated record. The transcript is spliced from 4 exons. Gene Ontology annotation, molecular function: copper ion transmembrane transporter activity. Gene Ontology annotation, cellular component: plasma membrane. Bases 353 to 898 code for a protein of 181 amino acids. Gene Ontology annotation, biological process: copper ion transmembrane transport. Lineage: Eukaryota; Fungi; Ascomycota; Sordariomycetes; Glomerellales; Glomerellaceae.